This is a messenger RNA of Phytophthora sojae, 834 nucleotides long. RefSeq lists its product as hypothetical. Bases 1 to 834 code for a protein of 277 amino acids. Gene Ontology annotation, cellular component: membrane. Gene Ontology annotation, molecular function: sugar transmembrane transporter activity. The transcript has a single exon. The record is from RefSeq and is a predicted model, not a curated record. Lineage: Eukaryota; Oomycota; Peronosporomycetes; Peronosporales; Peronosporaceae. Gene Ontology annotation, biological process: carbohydrate transport.
AUGGUGGACAGCGACGUCGUCAUGGCCGUGCGCGUGUGGAUCUGGUGCAGCACGCUGCUCAUGAUCUACAUGCCGUCGCUCUUCGUGCGCCGCAUCUACCGAGAGCGCGCCACGGGCUCCGCCUCUAUCGUCCCCAUCGUCUUAGUGCUGGCCAAUUCGCACGUCUGGAUGCUGUAUGGGUACCUGGGCAAGACGUGGUUCCCGAGCUUCCCUGUCUUCCUCAUCGGCGACGUCGUCUCGCUCAGCUACCUCUUCAUCUUCUGGCGGUACUCAACGGACCGCCGUCGCGUGGCCAAAGUCAUCGGCGCUGUCCUCGCAGUGCUGGCUCUGCCCACGUUCUACGUGGUGGUGGCCAGCUUGGGCUUCACAGACCAGAGCCGAGUCGAGAUCUGGAAGACCCAGGGCUUGUGCUUCUGCGACGUCACCGUCAUCUCCAUCCACACGCUCAUGCUCCGGAACCUCAUCCACGCCUUCAAGCAGCGGUCCGCCGCCACGCUCCUGCCACGCGCUCUCGCCGUGAGCAACUUCAACUCGCUCGGCUGGUUCACGUUCGGCCGCGUGACGUCCAACUGGAUCAUCGCCGGGCCCCAAGUGUUCGUCCUCGCGCUGCACUUGGCUGCGUGGACCAUGUACGUCGUCUUCACCCGCAGAACCAAGCCGGAUACGGCUCUCACCUCCAUGGAGGAGGACUCCGUCGUCAUGUCCGUCGACCUCUCUCCAAACGUCGACUUCGAUGUCAGUGCCAAAGGGGUUCUAGUCCCUAGCAGUCCAGAGUACCAGGCGCUGCGGUCACCAUUAGCAGUGGCGCUAACAUUAGCGCCACUGCACACCUAA